Ornithodoros turicata is the source of this 8978-nucleotide messenger RNA. RefSeq lists its product as uncharacterized. The transcript is spliced from 10 exons. Gene Ontology annotation, biological process: proton transmembrane transport. NCBI's taxonomy places the organism in Eukaryota, Metazoa, Arthropoda, Arachnida, Ixodida, Argasidae. Gene Ontology annotation, cellular component: plasma membrane. Gene Ontology annotation, molecular function: voltage-gated proton channel activity. The record is from RefSeq and is a predicted model, not a curated record. The coding region runs from base 69 to 1469 and encodes 466 amino acids.
CGCGAGUUUGGCAACGCUGUGCACGCAUGCGCGGUGGCUCAAAGCGGCGCAGCUAGCGGGCUGCCGACAUGGCGCCGUCGAUGAGCAAAGAAGAAUUAAUGAGGAAUUCUGACCCACUAGUUUGGGAACUAGGGGGAACAGCUGACGUGAAAAAGACUGAAAGGUUUUGUGAACGCUUAUGGAUUGCCUUGAAUGGAAGAUGCUGCAACGUAAUUAUAGUGAUAGCAGUUAUUAUUGAGAGUCUAGUCAUCAUCUCCGAGCUGCUUAUAGGCCUAGAAUUUAUUCAAGAUCCAUCGGUGCAACCAAAGAAUUAUAACUGCUCACUCAAUCAAACAUCUGCACCUCCCCAUCACAGUGUGAAGUUGAAAGCUAUCCAAGCUACUCUAUGUUAUUUAAGCCUUGCUCUGCUUACAUUGUUUUUAAUAGAGGUGUUGUUUAGGAUGUUAACAGGAAAAACUAGGUUUCUAUUUCAAGGAUGCGAGAUUUUAGAUGGCAUAAUAGUGAUCACAGCCUUCAGCUUGGAUGUAGCAUUUUUUUCAUCAUCCCCUGAAGACAAGGCAAAAGAAGCUGCUGUUCUGAUCAUUCUACUGAGGGCGUGGCGGAUAAAAAGAGUGAUUGACAGUAUUGUUGAUGCCGAGAAACUCAAGCUGAGUAAUGUGAUCAGUGAAUACCAGAGAGAGAAGACAAUAUCAGAAAAUAAAGGAGAAGUUCUUAUUUUGAAGGUGGAGGAUUUAGAGCACGAAAUUGCCUAUUUCAAGGAGAAAUUAAAGAAAACUGAGAAGGAGCUACAGGUGCUGAGGAAGCAUCGGAAACGAGACAGUGCUUCCUCUUCAUCAUCAAGUACCCGUCAUCCAUCAGUCACCAUAGGCAUAGAAACUAGUCCUGUGAUGUCUGUCACAGCAGAAACCCAAACCAUUGAUUCUGGCUGCAAGUUUUGUUCUCAAUCACCUGGGCUCCACAUGUUUGCGAUCAACCUUACCGAAGGGGUUCUACAUGACGCACUCUCCUUUGUUCAAACCGACGGAGCGGGCGACGUGCCUCUGAGGCACCCACUACUCACUAAGCCACCUACAACCACUAAACGAUCGUCCGCGGGCCUGAGCCCCGUCACAGCCAAACCAACCCCGCGGCAUCCACCGAGUUACAUAACAAGUGUCGUGGUUGACUCCAUUGAGAGCACAGACAGCCCAGAGAGCGGAUACGGAUCGGGGGGUUCGAGUGCCAUUACAGGAAGUGCUAACAGACACGCUCCACGUGCUGCAACCAUAUUUCUGUUUCCCGAGCCAGGUGCAAUGCACUUUGGCUCCACAUCUCCUGGACCAAGAUCACUGCACGAACAGUUGGACAAGCAACAUCAGCUCUCUGUAGAGAUGGAUGUCUUGGACGAGGCCUCGGAGAUUGAACGCAUUGGUCAGAUCGAGUUCGAUCCCAAUGGGCAGGAUAAGGACAUUCCAAUGACAUCGCUGUAAGCUGGGAUGGUGGAAAGGACAACAGAAGGACAAGCCUCUCAUUGAGACACAUCCCCAUCAGCUUUACCAGUAAUACCACAGGAAAGCUUCCGAAGAGGACAGAUCAGAGCAACAGUGAGGAAAUUUGCAAAGCGAACUUGCAGGGUGAUGCAAGGUUAUCCCAGCUUUCGAAAUUAUGGAAAAUGACCCUCUGUAUCUGCUCAUACACUGUAGCUCUCAAGGGAAAAUGAGCAGAGUACUCUGCCUACAUAGGUAGUAUUACUAGGAUAACAAGGAGGAUAGGAGAACAAGGAACACGGGAUCAACACAACGGCUGGUCCUUUUGGUUGCACCAAUCGGAUCAAGUUGUGGAAGGUGAUGCGUAGAGCUUUGUUCUUGUCACACAUGUUUUUGGUGAACUAUGCUAUACAGUGUAAUUGAAAGCGAGAGCAUAAGCAAAGUAAGAUAAUCUUAGCUUACUGUUAUGUGAUGAUGUAUGCGUUAAAUAACACUGCAAGCGCGCACACAAUCUGAUUGCACAUGACAUGUAUGGUCGGAGCGCAUAACCGUUUCGAAAAACACCUAAUGGGGAGGCAAAAGAACAUUCACAGUGAGCACACUUGCAUUCUUCCAACUCACUGAGUCUCUUCUGGUUUUACACACUGGGCACAUUUAGCUAGCAAAAUGGAGAAACGGAAGCCAUACUUGUUGCCAUUCCUGGUAUAUAUAUCCACGUGUGCAUUCUGGUUUUCGAGCGGCUUUGCAAACUCAGUUAGGUUCCUAUUGGCCAUGCUACACAGUGGCACAUGGUUAAGGCCCCUGGUUUUCUGCAACGCGGAAUCCCUUAUUUUAGCAUGGAAUUUGGUGGAAUGCCUUAUUUUUAGAGUCUGAAGUUCUAGGGUUUAACCUGAUUCUUCCCCAAAUUUGCACCCUGAAUUGAAGGUUGCCACUUUAUGGGGAAACCCAAUUCUUAACUGGCCAAUUGCCCUCACUGAAACAUCUGUAGGAACAAACACUAGUUUGUUUGGCAGUAAACACAAUUACAUCACCGUUUGUACCAAACCAGUACAAUUCGUUUGAGUAAUGCAGCCAAAUUUCUCCCCGAAUUUAGCAUACUGGGAGUUUUUCCGCCCGAAUUUGCAUGAAUUUAGAGCGCAUGUUUAUUUCCUCGAUUUUUUACUCCCAUCGAAUUUGGAAAAAAAAUAUUUCCCCGAAGACUUCAGGCUCUACUCGUUUCGCUCGAAAUUUUGCGGUGUUUUGCACAGAAUUUUAUAGAGGUUCGAUUGGGUCGAAGGACGUGAUUGGUGCGAGGUGGACGGUUACUACGACGUGCAGCAUAUCACGGCAGUAUUGCACAUUCACGCAAAAGAGCGUCAAAUAAAAGCGCGUGCAGCACGCGCUCCUAACUGCUCCAAGAUACACGUGACCCUUUUGACAAGUACUAAUUAGGUUUUGGAACAGAAUGAGGGUGCUUUCUUCGAAUAGUGCGUCUAUCGUGAUCAGAUAUUUGUCAUUUCCUAUAAACUCUGUACAGUCAAACUCCUUUACAACGAAACUCAGGGGACAGCAAAAAAAAUUCGCAGUAAAGGUAUUUUCGUUAAAAAGGAUGUCUAUUAUUGGACCUAUAGGCUCCAGCGGGACCGCAAAAAAAAUUUGCUGUAGUGGUAUUUUCGUUAAAAAGGUGUUUGCUAUAAAGGAGUUUGACUGUAGAUGCUGAAAGAUUCUUCAGCAAGUAUAAAAUGAUUGUAGGCGACAGACUGCAUUCGCUGUCAGAGGAGAACACACGAUAUCACGUAACGCUGAGCCACAACAGUGCUUUGAAUCUGUUAGUUUAUAAAAUAUCUUUUGUUCCCACAUUAUCGAAGAAAAUAAAGUGUUUCAAGCAGCCGUUGACACCUCAUCGUGGAAUUUACGAGUCAGUCUCGCGGAAUUUUGAAUUUGCCGCGGCAGAAAACCAGGGGCCUUACACAUUGUAAUGGAGGCCAAAUUCUACUGCUGUAUUACACGGGUAUCUGUGCUGCAUGUGUGGCGUGGUUAUAACAGUGUGUGUGACCAUACAGAGUGCAAUAGAAGUAAUUACCUCUCAUUGAUUGCAUUUACCAUCUUGCAAUAAGUAUUAGAAUUAGACAUUCGAAGCGCACCCCUAGGGGUGCGUGAUUGAAGUCGUUCCAAACAACUUUUAGUGUUGUAACGCCAUGCAGUUGAUUUGCUAAGCAAUGCUUGACGGACUAGAAGCCAUUCAUACAAGCGGGUACACUUUUCCUAAGUGCUGCAUUUAGUUAAUCAAAAUAACUUGUUACCUCCAUCGUUUCACCUUUUGUGCAGUUCGCGGUACGCUUCGUGAAUGCUCAAACGUAUGUGGGAACUUGAGAUCUGUCACUGCCACCGCUUACAGUAAAUUUCCGUUAAUUCGAUCCUGGCAGGAAUGUGAAAUUCGAUCGAAUUAUCGGAAGGUCGAGUUACAGAAUAGCUGGAAAAAGUAGUUUGUGAUAGUCUUUUUUGUGAUGGAACGCCCUUUGGCAUUGUUUGCAUGAGGAGCUCCAGGGCGUUGAGUCCAGCUUCAACGUCGACAGCACUUGGUUGCUCACGCCACACGCUCUCGGCAAAAUCGUCUUGAGUUUUGCGCCCGCCAUCUUCCGCACAGCAGGACACAGUGCUCACAACAUCGGCGUCCGUAAGUGGUCCACACACUUCAACUUUGUUGUCCGCUCAACGGUAAUAGGCUCUUGACUGCGCAUUCCCCCCGCACACGCGUCAUCCUUAAAUGCCAAUGUCCACUCGGGAAGUAUCUUGUAGUAAGGCGCAGUUUCAUCCGCGUUGAAAAUAUCACUGAGUUUAUAACUGUUCAACAUGUCGUACAGUCCAUCGUUCGCCCAACACGUACACACCUCUGGGUUGACGUCUGCAUGCUCACCGCAAGCUGCCUUGAAGGUGAGAUUGUGACGGCUUUUGGAACCUUGUUAACCAGCCAUCCGAACAAACAAAACCAGGGGCAUUGAGCAUUGCUGCAGACACCUUGUCCUUCUCACACACAAUAGAUCUGCCGAGGGGCAAGUUUCGACUUCUCAUAUCGCGGGUCCAUUGUAGCUCUGCAUCCUCCAUGUCAGGAGGCGCCGGUCUCCGCAUUCAUUUUCUAUGUUCUAGUUCUCCUCGUGAAGAGACUCCAAGAUCUUGUCCUUGUUGGUGAAGGUGGCAAGCGUGCUCUUCGUCACGCCAUAUAUUUCUAGGCUAUCUCUUUUAGGCUGAGAUGGCCUUUUUGCAACAUCUUCGAGAACAGCUACCUUCGAUCGACAGUGUCUUGUAUCUGCCAAUUGUUGCCAUGGCCGACCGGAGUUGUGCGCAAAAGCGAAAGCACCGUGAAACGUCAAACGAAAAACAGAGAGAAAAAAAUGAGAAAAGGGACAUUUCCUCGUCGCCUGGGAUGAUGUGGCGGGCUUGCACCAUUGGCUGUGCUGACGCUUUGCGAGCAUGCAGUUGGUGGUCCUUCAUUACCGCCACUAAAUGGAUAUUAUUGGUACCGAUCAGUACUGUUCAGUCUCCAUCUGCCACCGUAGCUUUAGGGCAAACGUUUCUGUUGCUGUGUGCGGUGCAACGUCGGCGAUGCAGAUGCCUGGUACGCAGACGCAUCGUCAGAUUAUACAACGUUUUGCCGCGGGCACCGCCAUAUUGAAAGCGCAGCGCCGUCUAGCCGGGGGAGCACGUUCAAAACCGUUUACCACCCAAGCAAGAGAGGAGGAAAGCCUGCUUACUCUCUGGUCUCGCUUUCCUCCUCGCUGGCUUGGGCAGGCUGCAAAAGCGCUGGGUGUGAGGCUGGCUGGAAAACGGUGUAUAUGAUGUGGACUGUUUUCAUGUUCCAAUUAAAAAAAAAAGAUUGUCAAUAGAAACAUACAGGCAUUAUUUGAUGGGACUUUCGAAUUUGAUCGAAUUAAACGAAAAAAAGAAUUAUCGGAGGUCGUCUUAACGGAAGUCUACUGCGUUGAGAUUUUUUCUUCUCCUCUAUCAAAUUUUACCCACUUCUGGUCACCGUCACGUUACACUUUUCUAGUCAUGAUUGCUUUACGUAAGGAGCCUUGUGUUUGAAAGUUGAACCCGGUAAAAUCUCCCCGUUUGCAUUGUUUGUCACUUGGGGGUAAAACCUGAAAAUCCCCAAAAAUGAGCCUGCCAUGAAAUACUGGUAUACCCUAUUUUACACCUCCCGAAAUAAAACCUGAUUCUCCCCACACACACAUACAAAAAUUGGAAGAAGAAGAAACCCCCAAAAAACACAUAGCCUAUUUAUGUACCAUGUUGUCCCUACACAAAAUGCUUUGCUUGCCGAUAUCUCACAUUUUACGUUCCAGAUGGAGGCGAGUUCAAAUUAGAGCACUGCUCGGGCUUAGCCCGGCUUGGCUCGGGUUUGACCAUUAUGGGCCCGGGCUGGUACAUUGCUGGGCCUAGGUCGGUCUCGAGCCUAUGUUACCCCUCUCUUAGAUAGCCACGGUCAAAUUAUGCAGCCUGAUACACUGGGCUGGGCCGGGCCAGGUAUCCUAUAAAUUUCAAGGGCCGGGCUUGUGCCGGCACCAGGCGGGUAAAUCAAGGGAAGCUCGGGCCGGGCCUGGGCCCAAAAAUGCAUCCCGUGCAGUGCCCUAGUUCAAAUACCCAAAAAGAACAACAACUGCUGGCAGCACGAAUGCGCUGCAAACUUUUCAGGAGUGCUGGCAGCACAUAUACAUUUACACAUGAACAUGCCAGCUGUAAUCCGCGAGACUUUUCCUCUGGUAUACUUGACUAGUACAAAUUCAUCUCGUGCCAAGAACAUUUCUCCAUUUUUUUACGCGACGCGUGCACGCCAGAACAAUGCUGUAUCUAUACGUGCACGUGCCCAUCAUUCACAAUCCCCCAACAACACCGAAUGGAUGUCGUGUAGACGUCCUAUGGAUGUACGAAUGAUGUCUUGAUGAAUUCGUACAUCCAGAGGAUAUUCGGUGCUGUUCGGGAACUAGUGUAGAAAAGAGAUGGCUCUCGUACGACGGCGAGACAGGUUGCUGUGAUGCCAGCAAUCACCCGGUGCAAUCAACAUGAACUAACACUAAGGACAAAGUGCAGACAACAAGCCAAGUCACAAAGACAUGUUUUUUCCAUUAUUUUCUCCCUACACUCGUCGGUGUGUAAUGGAUGCAUUGCUCUCGGGUGAUUGUUGGCGUACGCAGUGGACUAUGCACGAGCUAUUUUAACGAGUAAACGAUGCAGUAGAAUUUCAUAUGACUGAUCAUCUCCUGAGGUAUAAGAUAUGUGCUUCAUUCAUGCCCAAAUAAUAAAGUGUUGUCUGGUUUGAGAGCAGGAAUACUUGAGAAAGAGGUAAAAUGUGAGCGCUCCCAAAUAAUAAGGGCCUUAUUCGUACGUGUAUUACAUAUUGCUUGUUUAGUUGAAAUCAGAACCUACCAAAAACGUGGAGUAUCUAUGUUUGCUAUUUAUUUAUUUGUUAUUUUAAGAAACACGUCUGAAUGUAGAUAGAAUUGUUUUUGACAAAACGAAAAAGAUAUGUGCCAUUAUAAGGCCUAAAAUGCUGCUGUUGCUUUCCAUUCCUGCACCUAAAACAAGUGUGAGAAAAACUACGUGCAACAGUACCAAAGGUGAUAUUGCCAGGCUGAAUGUAAAGGUGUGAAGCAAACUGCUGUGAGCCUGUCGCCCACUUCGAUAUUGCAGCCUUGCUUCUCGGGUGCACGAAAGCACAGUGGCUUAUAUGUUUGCAUUCCUUCUAUUCUAAGACUUCUUUUCCAUUUGUGCCCCCAAUUCGAUGAGAUGGGAGUAUGCUAAUGUGGCAUGCUAAUGUGGCAUGCAUGCACUGAAGUUUCGAAUCUUGGAGUCGGAUUCGUAGUGCAGCUCUCAUCACACUAAAUGGGAACACGUUUACUCAAAGGCACAUCAUAUGACAAGAGCAACGCUUACCUCUAUCUGCUUCCAGUUUUACUUUCAGCCAAACGGCUACAGAACUGUUGCUAGGGUAAUGUUUCUAUUCCUCUCGUUGUUGCACAAUUUUUCACUCAGUGUAUACUGAAAGAAGAUAUUUUUGCACAAUUCCCCUACCCUCUUCCACUACAUUCUAGAUCUGGUUUGUUGUAUAAUUGUCUUGAGAAUGCUCUUGAGAAAGCCGAGAUACAUAUAUAUCUAUACAUACAUGUAUAACUUGUUCAUUCCUUGUUGACUUUUGGCUUGGAGUGCAUUGAUUACCUUCAUUUUGCUCUUGGACAAACAUUAUUCUUACUGAUUCUAGUCAGCUGUGAUGUAUGUCAUUUGUUGUUAUGUCUCUCUGUAUGUUGUCUUGAACACUGUAGUGAGCGUAUUGUUAACCUUUCGCAGCAUUUGUUUUUUGCAUUUCUACGUGAUGCUGAACCUCUCUUUCUCGAUUUUAUGAUAUCUCUAUGUUCUCCUUUACAGAACACGCAUGUAUUUUUUUAUAGUGUUUGGACUUUCCAUGGUUUCCAUUUCAUGUGUUGCACAUGUGUGAGGUGAUGAACCGUUGAAAUAAUUAUGCAUGUCUCAAGAAAGAAGCUGCAUGGGCAUUUUUGAGGCACCCUAACCGAUGUACUAGUAGCCGCAAAUUAUGCUGCGCUAACACUUUUCUUGUGCAAACAAGAAUGUGUGUGACUCCCAUCUUCUCCCGAUGUGGGACGCACUCUGUAAAAAAGAAAAUUUGAAGUGUAGGUAACGGACAUCAGAAAUCUCAACUAGUGAAGCGUGCAAAUGUUUGAAGCUAUUUGGUGUGCUUCAAGAUGAUGGCACAUGGAAUCAAAUUGUCUUGUGAAUGCAAUUGUUUAGACGUGAUUGGAAAGAAAAUGUAGAGUAGCAUGUUGGCUUACACGGAAGUUGGUAAUGCAAGUGUGAACCAUGCCAUGGUGAGCUGUUGUACUCUACGUUAAACGGGACGGUUCAAAGGAUACAAAGGAGAAAAACGCUCGAGGACAGGCUUGUCUCGUGUCCUUCACAACCGGUAUCCUUUUGAGAUAAAUAAAAGAAUAACUGUCUACGGGUCAGCUUGCAUCACCAAUUGCGAGGCAACGUGUGUGAGGGCACACGCCACCACCCAAUACCACCUAGAUUGUAUUCAGGUGACUGUAUCUCAGACAUGCCAUGCUUUCAUCUCCCUAGUGCAAAGAUGUGGCACAUUGAGUCUGUGGCCUUGUCAAGAAGAAUAUUUUUCCUUACUUUCAACAAUUCUGAUGAAAGUACAAAGUGUUGUAUUCCGCUCUCUGUGUGCGUUAUGCAGAGAGCUCCUCAAGUAUUCUUUUGCCGUCUGUCUAGAUAUAAGGUUGAGCAAUGUGUCGUGGUACUUGAGAAGUCCCCCCCCUCCCCCCACCCAGUCUUUAUUUCACCACUAGGUGUACUUCAAUAAUUUGGAGAAAGAAAUGUUUCCUUGCCUGACCAGUGUAUACAUAAGAAUUUUAAUGCUGGUGUGUCAAACGCGAAGGUGCAUAUUUAUUUUUCGAGAUGAAUGCUCAUAUAAAUGAAGUGAUAAUAAGAAUAAAAAAUUAUCAAAAUAUUUCAAAAACA